Messenger RNA from Schistosoma haematobium, 7867 nucleotides. RefSeq names its product Cytosolic Fe-S cluster assembly factor nubp1, variant 2 (gene NUBP1). Gene Ontology annotation, cellular component: cytosol. Lineage: Eukaryota; Metazoa; Platyhelminthes; Trematoda; Strigeidida; Schistosomatidae. Gene Ontology annotation, molecular function: iron-sulfur cluster binding; ATP-dependent FeS chaperone activity; ATP binding. The transcript is spliced from 4 exons. Bases 2627 to 3040 code for a protein of 137 amino acids. The record is from RefSeq and is a predicted model, not a curated record. Gene Ontology annotation, biological process: iron-sulfur cluster assembly.
CGGAAAUCCGUGAGGUAAGGUGAGGUGUGCAUUUUUAGGGUCGACCUUUUCUAACCCCACCCCUCCUUGUGGGAAGGCAGCAUCGCUGUCAUGCUGGUUGUCCGAGGGAAACACCUUACUGCUGUCACACCCCUCUACAAUCAGCAGUACGACUUCGCCCUCAGACCUUGAGUUGCUGCCUUUAGUCUUACCGUUCGCCAAUCGACCUGCCUGGCAUGGUAGAACCUGCAGGAACAUAUGUUCCAGCCAAUAUAGCUCGGUUGGGUCAUCACGAUAGGCAAGCCCGACCACCGCGUCAAGGUAGCAGCUUCGAUCGGGGAGGGAAUGCAGCAGGUUCAGACAAAUCAGCCUCAAAAAUCUUUGAGUGUAGUUGUCAAGUUUUAGCAGUUAGAUUGAUUAAAAUCUUAGCUGACUUUCGGGGACUGGAUGUAAUCCCAUCUCACUGGUGUCGAUGGCCGAUCGUUGCGGUUUAUAAAAAAAGGAUAAAAGUACUCUUGUGAUAACCACAGAGAAAUCAGUUCGACUAACAGUGUUGAAAUAUCAGUUUCAAGGCUAAUCCGAUGCUCGAGCCCUAGUGGGUUGGUGUCUGACGAGAUUUUGACACGGGUUCAGAGAGCCCGGUUGGCUUUUGCUAACUUGUGUCACUCGUAGAGUAAGUGAGAUAUCCGUUUACAUACCAAAGGACGAGUUUACUAUGCAGCAGUUCUAUCCAUCCUACUUUGUGGGUAUGGAACAUAGCCAUCAUGAAUAGAGGAUAUUCGUAGGUUGCCAGUACUCGGUCAUAGGUUUCCUUGGAGCAUUGCUCUUUUAUGUUGGAAAACCACUGAGUGUGUAAUGGGGAAGUUAGACAUAAAGCAAGUACAGGGUAAGGAUGGCAAAUCGAUUAAUGAGAUGGCCAAUGUCCAUCGGUUGAUGUUGUUGAAGCAUGUAUUAUCUAUGCCCAUCCACCACCUACCUCGACGCUCAAUGAUAGCUCGUGUAGGGUUAAACUGAUAAGAAUCUAGGGGCGGUCAGAUCAAGCCACGUCAUCAGUCCUUGAAAACUCUGACUAUCGGACUGAGCUAUGCAAUUAGAUAAAGACUAUCUGGUUGGGGUCCAUGUGAUUAUCGUGACCAAUAGCUAGACCAGGUGACAUGGCUUGAAAUCAGUCGCAAUAGAGCACAUGCAUUUACUCAUUUUCUUGCCUUAGAUCCCAAGUUUCUAAAUUCGUCGUAAAUUCCUUUUCCACCAGUUUACAUUCUCUCGAAACGUAUCUUCGAUAUCUAAUCUUCUCUCCUACCACUUAUAAUGUUUCUACCUCUUCUACUCUGGGUUUCGUUUUAACAAUUUCAUUUUACUAUGCUAAUGAGGUAUGGCAACUUGGAUCAAUGUACAUGUUUUCCAAGUUGUACUUGCAUUCGACUGAGUACAAUUUUAUCAUCAACAACUUUUUAAAUCAACAGACACACUAGUUAUUGUAAAAAUCAUGAUGUAUUCAUAUGGCUUCAACUUAUCACUAAAUGUCUAUGUUCUGUCAGUUUCUGGUAUGUGUUACUCAGAGAUUCGAGCAACCAGUGAAUCUUUAUCUUGCUUAUAGAUCACUUACUCAUUCCCACCUAACAUUGUUAAUUUUGAGGAUGAUCGUGUAAAUACUGGUACAAUCUAUCUAAAAAGUGUUUUAAUAAACAAAAUAGUUCAACCAACCAAACAUUUAAUAUAUAUGUGACUAAAUUUCAUCUUAUAAGGAGUCAAUCAUUUAGCAUAUUUUAGUUUGGUAAUCAAUUUAAACUGCCACUUUGCAUUUUUUCAAGAAGUUAGUAUAGAAUAUACUGGAGUUUUAUAUAUGCCCUCUCAGCUCGUAUUGAACGACGGAUUGAUAAUAAUAGAACUAUGACAAUCUAAAUAAACUUAUUGUAACAUACAGUUAUAUUAAGAUAUGGUUAAAUGAGAUCAGGUACUUCCUUUAUAUCAAUUACCUAAGCAAUUGCAUACAAAAGUCAAUUUCAAAUGAUAAUAAGGUAAUACCUGCUCCCAUUAUUUAACUUUGAUGAUAUUAUUACGUUAAAUAAAAGCGCUUUAUUCAGUUCUAUUUAUUGACAGUAAAGAGCUGUAUUAUAACGCUUACUCAGGCAUAUAACUUUAAAAACAGCAUCAAUCAUACUCCAACAUUUGACAAAUUUUAAAAACUUAUACUAAUCACUUCAGCUCCAGUAAAAUGAAAAGCCAAGAAAUCAGUACGCUUUUUCUUAAUGUCUCUAAGAUACUGUCACCAAAGUAGCCCACAUUUUAAAACAACAUACCACUCACUAGCUGAAAAUACUCGAAAUCAUAAGUCAGUAAUCUGAACGGCUGGCUCUCAACAAUGUAGUCGCUUUAUCUGACUCCCAGGCUAAUACUAGUAUAUGACUGUUCCUCAGUUUUUGGGUGCCCUUAUUUUAUACAGUGCUUGAAGAAAUUCAACUGGUACUCAAAUUAUCGAUUAACCUGUAAAAGAUAUUUGUUGCCUACCGAUAUAUAUUUAGUGAACCUUUUGAUGAUCGUAUAUAAAACUCUGAUUUCAUGUCUUCAAUUGAGUGUUAGAUAAAAAAUUUCGUUUUUGCUUCUGUACAAUGUAUAUAUAGUAAAAUUCCUUUUCUUAACCUCCAGAAUGUCAGAUGUUCCAUUAGAUGCCCCAUCUCCCUGCCCUGGUACACAAAGUGAUCUAGCCGGGAAAGCCUCAGCAUGUGAAGGUUGCCCUAAUCAAUCUUUGUGUUCAAGUGGACAAGCCAGACUUCCUCUUUCUCAACGUGAACCAGAUACAAUUCUCUCUAUAAAACGACGUCUUGGUUCAAUUCGCCACAGAAUUAUUAUUCUAUCUGGCAAGGGUGGAGUUGGAAAAAGUAGUCUUUCAGUUUGUCUAGCUAGGGGACUAAGCAGGCGUGAACGCAGUCAAGUGAAUGGUUCCAAUGAAACUUAUCGUAUUGGACUACUUGAUCUUGAUUUUUGCGGCCCUUCCAUUCCAUGUAUGUUCGGUUGCAUGGAUGAAAAGGUAUCCCUUGUUACUGUGUGCUUGUCUAAUUAAUUUAACAAAUAUCGUUUUCUAGCCCAUUUAUUUACAUUCUUAAAGUUUCGCUCAAACUUUAGUUAUUACCAAUGUUUUAUUGAUGGAACUCAUCCUCUUAUUUAAUUUAAUUAUCGUAAACCUUUAUAAUCACUUGUUCGAUUUACUUCUGUUAUGAUAAUUUGCAAGUAUCUCUCUUAAACAUACUUCAUAAAAGAACAUACUACUCUUAGUAAUCUAAACAGAAAGGUUCAGUCUCUAAACAAGUAUAAUAUUGAUCUUCAGUCAAGAGUUUUUUCCGCCGUAUAGAUAAAAUAUAACUAUCGGUUGAUCUACAUAGGUUUAUUUCUAACCACAAUUACACCAAGCAAAUUUGGAUCAAACAAAAUAUGGAGAAGUAAACAAAAAUAUAUUUGGAUGCUUACGACUAGUAGCUCAUUCCAUUCACUUUCAACCUCAUUCAAAUAUCACCGUUAUUCUCUAAUCCAGUUAAGUAAUAAUCCAACAGUUUAAAUUCUUAACUUUCAACCUGUGAUGUUUUAGGUUCUUGUUUCGCUAAAACUACCGAUGUUCAGACAAGCACGUUUAUUGCUAUUCCUCACAAUUAAUAUUUAGAAAAUUAGCCAGUACAUUUCCGUUUCCUAUCACCUCCAAUCUACGCUACUAUUGGUAGUUUGAUUGUUAACAGUGACUAGCUAAUCUAAUAGUAAAGUAGACGACAGUCACUUAUGCACAACAUACAUCCUAGGAACAUUCAUGUAUCGUGUUCAAGUAAAUCACAAAUCAGAACUAUGCUAUAUCAGAAUAGUGUAGGAAAUAACAGUAUUAGUGGUAGUAGAAAGGAUUAGAUAUCGAAGAUACGUUUCGAGAGAAUGUAAAUUGGUGGAAAAGGAAUUUACGACGAAUUUAGAAACUUGGGAUCUAAGGCAAGAAAAUGAGUAAAUGCAUGUGCUCUAUUGCGACUGAUUCCAAGCCAUGUCACCUCAAUUAUGUUUGUGUUUACAUAUUACCAGUAAAAACGAAAACCCAAGUUGACGAUAACAAACUAAAGUUAGCUCUUGUGAAAACAUCUGACGUAAAUUUAGUUUCAGUUAUGACUAAAGAAUACUAAGAAAUUAUAAUUGCUCACACUUAAUAGAAACAAGUAAUUCCUUUACAGUCCUUUUGUUUAUAAUAUGUGUGGUUUAUGGCGAGGCUUCUGGUUCGUAUAUCACAAAGGUGGGUUAAUUUAUUACUAAGUGUUCAAGAAAAUCUAUUUCCACAGAAUAUUCAACUUAAAUUGAAUCAUUCAGAUUUAUCAACCUAGUGAGCAUUAGAAGUUAUGUAAUGUGUGAAUUGUCUCGAUUCACUGGUUCCGUUAGUGUUAACCAACCCAUCUGUCAUUUCAGUAUUUGUCAUUUGCACUACCCAUGUUAUCAGUUGGCUUUCAAAGUGCAUACAUUUAAUUAUUCUUGAAAAGUAUUGUGAAUGAAAAGUUUCAUUUCAGGUACACCAAAGCCAAUCUGGUUGGUCUCCUGUCUUUGUGACAGAAAAUCUUUGUUUGAUGUCUAUGGGCUUUUUGCUGCCCAGUCCUGACCACCCAGUCAUAUGGCGUGGCCCUCGCAAAAACACGUUGAUUCGCCAGUUCCUCACUGACGUCGCGUGGACCGAAGAAGAAAGUAAUCUAGACCAAGGAACUAAUUUGGACUUUUUAAUCAUAGACACUCCUCCAGGGACAUCUGAUGAACAUCUCUCAGUUGUUCAGUAUCUUCAGGCUGCUGAGUGUUUAGACGGGGCGAUAAUUAUCACUACACCUCAGGAAGUAUCUCUGUGUGAUGUAAGAAAGGAAAUAGAUUUUUGUCGGAAACUAUCUAUCCCAGUCUUAGGGGUCGUGGAGAAUAUGGUUGAGUUUGUGGUGCCAGAUCACUAUCUACCAUGAAACACAAUGAAAAUGCUGAUGAUCCAUCAUUUCCAGAUCUUGAAAUAAUUGGUCGGUUACCACUUGAUCCUAGACUAACCAGAGCUCUUGACGAAGGUUUGUGCCCAUUCGAAUUAGCUGAGUCGAAUUCCUUCAUCAGCCAACAUUCAAAAAACCCAGAUGGAGGACUUCAAUCCUCUGACACAGUAAUUGUCUCAUUCCAAGAGUUGUUCAAUAAUCUUCUUGAAAGGCUUCGUAAAUAAUCGAUUCUUUGUCUCUUAAAUGUCAACUGUUUUUUUUUGUUUGUGAAGUCAAAGCAUAUUAUUGGAUUUCCCCUUCGAUUUCUACUUACCAAAAUGAUUUUCAUUCAGUCGAACUUUCUCCGUCAAUAUUUGUAAAUACUUUUCGAAUGAAUAGUUUUCCACUGGGCUGUUUUUUAAACUAGAGUUUCCUAAAAUAUAUGAAUAUGUUUCAUUUUUACUGUUUUGAAAUAUGUAUAUGGAAGUAAUGGGCUCGAUACUAAUAGAUGUUUGCUUUAUUGUGUGGUUGGAUAAAUGACAAAUACAAACUAACAAUGACAUAAGGAUUUGUAGCUUACUAUUUUUGAUAUUCACGACUGAACGUGGUCAGUCUCUGUUGUCAUGCGUGCGUCCUGAGAGCAGCAUCUUCAUAAAACAUUUUGUAUGCUCUACAUUUGGAGAGCAGUGAAAUUCAGGGAGCGAGUCUUGCCCUACUUUCGGAACCAUCGGUUAGAAAUACAUGCAUCCCAGUGUUGAUGUUCACAUUGAAAGUCGAACCCAAUGCCUUUCGUUUCAAACUCCCCGACAUGUUAUCUAUUGAGCACGGGUAGCUACUAACUUUUCCUGGUCCAUCUAGGACAAAACCCGAAUCUCAUAUCUCUCUGCUACAUACCAAAAACACUAAAAACGAUACAUCAGUUCAGUAAAGUGCACAUUGAACAUUUUUCUAAUAUGUGUACUAUAGAUAAGACAAUCGGCUGACGUUAAGUAAAGGAAUAAAUUAUUUCCAUGAGAUAUAAGCAAAGUAGGGGCAUGUACUAGAUUGAAGUCUAUAGAGAUCAGGGUUCCAUCUUGAUUGAUUAAUGAAACUUAUCUUCACAUUCAUAGAGAUAAUAAUAAAUGUCAUCACUUCGCAGAACUUAUCAUCUGAUACAUACGUAAAUAAAUACACACCCAGAAGUUUAGACACUGAUUAUGGUAUUUUAGUAACGUUCUUUUUACGAGGUGUGGUAUCUAUCGCUACACUCAACCCUCCUCUUGCCCUAACCUUGAGACUGGCAGUAAACUCAGAAUGGUUUCAGGCAGUGUUGAACCAUACAAAGAGUAUAAUUUAAUUAAAUAUCUAGGUUAAACCCAUCCACCUUAUUUAAAAGUGUCUUGAAUAUAAAGUUCAAAUGAUUAGGUUUAGUUCCACUUAAAAAUCUGUUUACUUGUUGAUGCUCGUAAAAUAUUUAUAGUGCAUAAGUCCUACGUAUCGAAAAUAUGUUUCUGUACCACAGAAAAUCCGCCAAAUAACUUAGUCUUUCAGAUGUCCUUCUGGGAAAUUAGGUUUAUGAAAUAUAAAUUGUUUACAUACUGUUAAUCAAUCUUGCAAAUUUACAUGAUUAUCUAAAUUCUGCACUUAUGAGCCUUGUCCGAUAUCAGAUAUGUUACUGUUAAAUUAUUAGUCUUUUGUCAACGUAAACAUUAAAAAACCUUCGUGAUAUUUCCCAGAACAAGUGGGAAUUUCAAAUUAAUAAUCCAAAAUAUAUAAACAUCAAAGCCUCAUUUCUGAAUAACUAUUAGAAUCGAAAGCAGCUCACUGUUUUUGCCGAGAUCGUUAAUUAUGAUAGUAAUCUUCAAUCAAACGAACCUAAAAAGCGUUGCUCCCACAAUGACAUGAAGGAAUAUCCCACCAAAGGAUUAAGGUAAUCAGUCACCAAUCCCAAUCAUGCAAGUGUAUUAUGUCAAUCAUGUCUCCUGUUUAGACUAAACAACGAAACUUUCCCUAUUGUACGGUCACUCUGGUACAUUCUUGGUAAUACUGGUCCAUACCCAAAGCUUUGCUACCUUAACGUACUGACUUGAUUGUAUAUUCAAAUCGAUAAGUAUAGUUGGAAACUCAAUUUUGAUCAAGGAAGAUAACUCAUUAAAAGGGUUUACCCUGGAAACUGCAGUAUUAAUCAUUACUAUUUAAACUCACCACUAAGAAUUUAAGUUAUUUCACCAUAGAAUUUGUCUCACCAGUAAAUUGGUUGGACACAAACAUUUACACAGUACGUAGACUCUUUUGGUGUGAUUGUUAAUUACUUUAGUUUUAAUAAAUAACUUGGGCACUUAUAAUAUCUUGUUGGACUUCAUUCCCCACUUCUUUAUUGUAGUUAAACAGUGUGAAUAAAGUUUAAUCACUAGAUAGAUUGACUGUCUAUUUAGUAAUAGUCAGACAGACAAAUAGAUGGACAAACAGCCAGACAAAGACGUCAUUCCAAAAGUACAAGCAUUAGCAAAAGGAGUCAGAAAUAAACACUUGGAUAAAUAUUGAAUUCAAAAUUUUGUGCACAUGCACACAUAUCCAUUCUUCAUUUUCUUCUUCUGACUUAAAGGCUAUCACGAGUUCAUGAUACGGUAAAAAGUGGUAGCUGUUAGUCUGAAAUUGUAUAUUAUGUUGUGACAGAGAUAAAUAGGACAAAUUUGUAAUUUAGGACUUUGGGAAGAAUACUUGAUUUCCACUGUCAUUUAACUUGCAUCGCCCCCUAUAUCAAAUCCAUUUGUAUUGAUGCCUUAACAUUUAAUUCUGAAAACCAAAUACCUAUUAACUUAAAUAACUGAAAAUAUGUAUUUCAUAACGAGUAGUAAGCUCUGACUUAAAUUUUUCUGAUUGGCUAGCCUGUUGUUUUAUCUGACACCAACAUAAUUUACCGUAGAAAGUCAACCUUUACUGAUAACUUACAA